This is a messenger RNA of Antechinus flavipes (yellow-footed antechinus), 969 nucleotides long. RefSeq names its product olfactory receptor 6C1-like. Gene Ontology annotation, cellular component: membrane. Lineage: Eukaryota; Metazoa; Chordata; Mammalia; Dasyuromorphia; Dasyuridae. The record is from RefSeq and is a predicted model, not a curated record. Gene Ontology annotation, molecular function: olfactory receptor activity; G protein-coupled receptor activity. Gene Ontology annotation, biological process: G protein-coupled receptor signaling pathway. The transcript has a single exon. The coding region runs from base 13 to 969 and encodes 318 amino acids.
GAGAAGAGAAAAAUGAAAAUGAAAAAUCAUACACAGGUAACAGAGUUCAUCCUCCUGGGAUUGUCAGAUAACCCAGAGUUUCAAAUGGUCAUUUUCUUCUUCCUCUUACUUACCUACAUACUCAGCAUUGCUGGCAAUGUGACUAUCAUAGUCCUUACACUGUUGGAUUCUCAUCUUCAAACCCCAAUGUAUUUCUUCCUCCGAAAUUUCUCCAUCUUAGAAAUUUCUUUUACAACGGCUUGUGUUCUCAGAUUCUUGGACACCAUUAUUACUCAGGACAACACCAUUUCCUACAAUGGUUGCAUGGCUCAGUUCUUUUUUGUCAUUCUCUUUGGAGCAACUGAGUUUUACCUUCUAGCUGCCAUGUCCUAUGAUCGUUAUGUUGCCAUCUGCAAACCCCUACAUUAUACAACCAUCAUGAGCAACAGAGUCUGCACAUUGCUUGUCUUCUGCUCAUGGCUGAGUUCAUUCUUGAUCAUCAUACCACCAACUAUUCUGAUGCAACAGCUUGAUUAUUGUGCUGAUAAUAUCAUUGACCAUUAUUUCUGUGACUAUUCUCCCCUAUUACAACUAUCCUGCACAGAUACACAAUUCUUAGAGACAAUGGGCUUUUCUUGGGCUCUCGUGAUCCUUAUGUUUACAUUAACAUUAAUAGUUCUCUCUUACACAUAUAUUAUCCAAACAAUUCUAAGAAUCCCCUCAGUCAGUCAGAGGAAAAAGGCCUUCUCCACUUGUUCUUCUCACAUGAUUGUCAUCUCCAUGUCUUAUGGCAGCUGCAUCUUCAUGUACAUCAAACCCUCAGCAAAGGACAGAGUCUCUUUGAGCAAAGGAGUUGCUGUGCUCAAUACAUCAGUAGCCCCCAUGUUGAAUCCAUUCAUUUAUAGCCUAAGGAAUCAGCAAGUGAAACAAGCCUUCAUGGACAUGAUACAGAGGAUUGCAUCUUUUUCCAAGAAGGAAUUUUUGACCUGA